AGGGCAGCGCAUCAUUUAUCGUUUCUGUUUUAUGGCGACAACGUGGCUCAGCCCAGCAGCCGAUUGUCUCCAUCUCCACAACCGUCCACCGUCCAUCGUGUCGUGUCGCGUCGUGUCGCAUCGUGUCUAAAUUACACCUGUUCUGAAAUCAGUGCAAAAAGUUACAUAUUUUACGGUUCGUUUUGUGUUUUGUACUUUCGAUAAAAUUCCAAAAGCCCUACAAAGCAAUUUGUGCUGCUUGCUACUUGUCCCUUAACCCAUUAUGUGCUGGGGGGAGUAAUUAAAGGAAAAGUAACUAAAAAGAAACGAUAAUGAGCGGGGAUAACGGUAAAAACGGUCAAAUCCAGGAGCCAAAAGACUCCAAAACGAUUUCGAAAUCGGAAGAAGGCGCAAAGAAUGCGGCCCCCGUUCCGUAUCCCAAGUCGGUGGCCUUCAUCAUCAGCAAUGAGUUCUGUGAGCGAUUCAACUACUAUGGCAUGCGCACCAUCCUGGUGCUGUACCUCACCAACAAGCUGGGCUACAACGAGGAGACCUCCACCGUGCUCUUCCACAUCUUCACCAUGCUGGUCUACAUCUUUCCCCUGAUCGGAGCUCUCAUCGCCGACGGAUGGCUGGGAAAGUACAAGACCAUAUUGUACUUGUCGCUGGUCUACAGCCUGGGCGCCAUGGUGGUGUCCUUUGGCGCCAUUCCCCUGCCUGGAAUGCCCACCAACUCGGUCACCAUUGUGGGCCUCCUGCUGAUCGCCAUAGGCACUGGAGGCAUUAAGCCUUGUGUCUCGGCCUUUGGCGGCGACCAGUUCUCGCUGCCCGCCCAGAGUCUCGAGCUGGCCAAGUUCUUCUCGCUUUUCUACUUCGCCAUCAACGCCGGCUCGAUGAUCUCCACGACAGUGACCCCCAUCCUGCGGGCGGACAUCCACUGCUUUGGUGAGCAGGACUGCUUCUCCCUGGCCUUUGGCGUCCCCGCCGUCCUCAUGAUCGUCUCGGUGCUAGUCUUUGUGGCCGGAAGGCGCCUCUACCGCUGCCAGCCCCCGGCUGGUAACAUGAUCUUUGGGGUCUCCAAGUGCAUCGCCGACGCCUUCAGGGGCUGGUGCAAGCGCAGCAAGUCCGAGCCGGAAAAGAGCUUCCUGGACUACGCCAUACCGACCGUGGGACCCAAGCUGGUGGAGGAGACCAAGUGCCUGGCCCGAAUCCUACGGCUUUACCUACCCUUCCCCGUGUUCUGGGCGCUGUUCGACCAGCAGGGCUCCCGCUGGACCUUCCAGGCCACCCGUAUGGACGGCAAUGUGCUGGGCUACCACAUCAAGCCCGACCAGAUGCAGGUGGUCAACCCGCUCCUGAUCCUGGCCUUCAUACCGCUCUUCGACUACAUAGUCUACCCGCUGCUUCGCACCAUCGGCAUCCGGCGCCCGCUGCAGAAGCUCACCAUUGGCCUGCUGCUGGCCGCACUCGGCUUCUUCUUCUCCGCUGCCCUGGAGAUGAAGAUGGAGCAGGCGGCCUUCGCCACUGCGCCUGCGGAACAGAACACCGGUCACUUGCGCCUCUACAACGGGAUGCCCUGCAAGUACGAGUUCACCUCCGGCCUGGGAGCGUCGCCGGAGCAGCUGCCGCGGGCCAUCGAACCUCUGGGCAUGUGGGCGGAUCUGUCGCUGUUCGUUCCAGAGGCCAGGGAGUACGACUUCAAGGCCCAGGCCACCUCUGGGAAGUGCCCCGAGAUCACUGGCAACUUGCGGCUGCGCCCUGGAAAGUCGGUCAGCUACUUCCUGGCUGGAGACAAGCUCUCGGAGUUCAGCGACGGCCUGGAGAUGCCGCCGAGUGCCAGCAGCCCGCCCCUGGUGAGGGCUCUGCUCAAUACGCCCUCCGACGAGGGCUCCGUGCUUCUCAGGGCCAUGGGCUCAGGCCCCGAGCCACUCAUUCCAAUCAACCGGAACUUGUCGCAGCUCUACAAGAUCAGUCCCGGCUACGGCGAGGUGGAGAUCAACGGCAACAAGGCAGCCAGCUUCGAGACGAGGGAGGGCGGCCUCUACAGCCUGGUGGUGGAGGGAAACGCCAACGAUGGCUACCAAUACAACCUACUCGAGGUGGUGGCACCCAGCGCCGUGUCCAUCCUGUGGCAGCUGCCCCAGAUCGUGGUGAUGACGGCGGCGGAGAUCAUGUUCUCGGUGACCGGACUAGAGUUCUCCUUCACCCAGGCGCCGCCCAGCAUGAAGAGCGUCCUGCAGGCCUGCUGGCUCCUCUCGGUGGCCAUCGGCAACAUGAUAGUGGUGGUCAUCGCCGAGUUUAAGUUCACCAGCUCCCAGUCCGGCGAGUUUGCCCUCUUCGCCUGCCUCAUGCUGGUCGACAUGGUGAUCUUCCUGUGGCUGGCUCGCAGCUACCAGUACAAGAAUCUCAGCGAGGAACCCGAAGAGUACUCUACUACCAGCGAAGCGCCGCCAGCGCCCAAGCCGCAAUCCAUUCUCCGGGAAACAAGAUCACCGGCCAACCGCCGCGCUUCUAGAGGAAAGCCUUCGCCACGCCCGCCCGGCGGCAUGGAGGCGGAGCUGGGAUACGGAGCCUAUCGUAACCAUGCCUACGACAACGACUUUUCCGAGGCCUGAGUGUGGACCGCAUCACCCGCAUCCGUACUUACGCAUCCCCACCACGUCCGCCCCUAUUUGCAUUUAGUAUUAGGCGCCCCUGUAUUUAUUUUAUUUGUUCGCAUUUAAUGUAUAGUCUCUGAUUAUGUACGUCUAUACGGUUGCCCUUUUUUAUCAAAUUGUUUGUAAAUACUUUUUAUACGCCGAUCCGAGCCACUCGGUUUUUAAAUUAAAUUAUCUCGAAUAAUACUUAAAUAACUAGAAUUGUAAUUUAAAAAAAAACUACAAUUGUAUUCUAAA
This is a messenger RNA of Drosophila bipectinata, 2873 nucleotides long. RefSeq names its product yin (gene yin). The record is from RefSeq and is a predicted model, not a curated record. Gene Ontology annotation, cellular component: plasma membrane. Gene Ontology annotation, biological process: dipeptide import across plasma membrane. NCBI's taxonomy places the organism in Eukaryota, Metazoa, Arthropoda, Insecta, Diptera, Drosophilidae. Gene Ontology annotation, molecular function: dipeptide transmembrane transporter activity.